AUGGUGCAAACUGAAGAAAUUAAAAUGUUUCUUGAGCCUCUUCAUAUACAUCGAAAGAACUUUAUUUUCUUUGCUCUCAAUGACAAUGACUCCCCGGACAGAGCAGGAGGAUCACAUUGGAGCCUUCUUGUGUAUUCUAAACCAGAAAGUUGUUUCUACCAUCUUGACUCGUCAGCAGGCACCAACCACAAUGUGGCUUGGGAAUUUGCUAGCCAUUUAAUAACAUAUUUUUCUAGAGCUUCUAUCAAUUUUGUAGAUAAAGAAUGUCUUCAACAAAGCAAUGGAUAUGAUUGUGGAAUCCAUGUGAUUUGCAACACUGAGAGGCUAGCUGAAUGUGCUGAGGCCGAUGGGCACAUCGGAUCAUGUAACAUGCUAGUUAAAGUGAACCCAGCAGUUAAGAGGAAAGAGAUAUUAAAUAUAAUUAGAAGUUUGACUGUAUCAGAUUAA
This is a messenger RNA of Plodia interpunctella (Indianmeal moth), 447 nucleotides long. It is a transcript of the gene Den1, whose product is annotated as Deneddylase 1. The transcript has 2 exons. Gene Ontology annotation, molecular function: deNEDDylase activity; cysteine-type peptidase activity. Lineage: Eukaryota; Metazoa; Arthropoda; Insecta; Lepidoptera; Pyralidae. Bases 1 to 447 code for a protein of 148 amino acids. Gene Ontology annotation, biological process: proteolysis; protein deneddylation. The record is from RefSeq and is a predicted model, not a curated record.